CUCUCUCUCUCUCUCUCUCUCUCUCUCUCUUCAAUGGCUUCGUUUUGUAUGUCUAAGAUCACUCUUCUACUUUUAGCCAUUUUGAGCUUAGCACAUUUCUCAAUGGGGUUUAGUAGAAAACUGAGUGCUUUAGUAGAACCACAGCCCAAUCUCCUCACGUACCACAACGGCCAAGUGCUCCGAGGAGAUAUCCCUGUCUCCAUCUUAUGGUACGGCCAAUUUACUCCAACCCAAAAAUCCAUCAUCUCCGAUUUUCUCCUCUCCCUCACCUCCACCACACAGUCCUCGCCCAACCCUUCUGUGUCCCAGUGGUGGAGCUCCAUAGAACAGCUUUACUUGUCCAAGGCCGGGAAAAGUGGAGGCCCAAACACGGCCCAUGUCGUGUUAGCAAACCAAGUCUCCGAUGAGGGGUGCUCUUUGGGGAGGACCCUUACGAUGGGCCAAAUUUCGGAGCUCGCCGCGAGGGCCCAGCCCAAGAAGGGAGGAGUUGGGCUGGUUUUCACGGCCCAGGACGUGGCGGUCGAGGGGUUCUGCAUGAGCCGGUGUGGGCUCCACGGCUCGGACCCGAGAACCGGGUCGGCGUACGUCUGGGUCGGGAACUCGGCGACCCAGUGCCCGGGCCAGUGCGCGUGGCCCUUCCACCAGCCCACCUACGGCCCACAGACCCCGCCGCUAACGGCGCCUAACGGCGACGUCGGCGUCGACGGCAUGGUGAUCAACCUCGCGAGCAUGUUGGCCGGGGCCGUCACGAAUCCGUUCGGGGACGGGUUCUUCCAGGGGCCCAAGGAGGCGCCGUUGGAGGCCGCGACGGCGUGCGCGGGUGUGUACGGCAAGGGGGCGUAUCCGGGUUACGCUGGGAAUUUACUAGUGGACCCCACCACUGGCGCGAGCUACAACGCUAAUGGAGUCCACGGGAGGAAGUAUCUGGUUCCGGCGCUGUUUGACCCGUCAACGUCUACGUGCUCCACCAUGGUUUAGGAUUGGAUAAAAAGAUAUUAACUAUGUUACAUAUAUAAUUAUAAUUAUAUAUAUAUAUAUAUAUAUAUAUGGUAAAUGUAGAUACUUGUGAGUUAUUAUCCAUGUAAUUCGUUGAUUCGUUAUCUGUUACCCCCCUUGGAAAAGUAAAAUAAAGCGCGUGAAAUUUGUGAUUCGUUUA
Ananas comosus (pineapple) is the source of this 1156-nucleotide messenger RNA. RefSeq names its product protein EXORDIUM-like. The transcript has a single exon. The record is from RefSeq and is a predicted model, not a curated record. NCBI's taxonomy places the organism in Eukaryota, Viridiplantae, Streptophyta, Magnoliopsida, Poales, Bromeliaceae. The coding region runs from base 34 to 978 and encodes 314 amino acids.